Molecule: messenger RNA, 201 nt
Organism: Spinacia oleracea (spinach)
Lineage: Eukaryota; Viridiplantae; Streptophyta; Magnoliopsida; Caryophyllales; Amaranthaceae
Product: small acidic protein 1-like
Exons: 2
Coding region: 1-201 (66 amino acids)
Source: RefSeq, a predicted model, not a curated record
AUGACGCCUGAUCGGGAACAUGCAGAUGCGAAGUUUGCUCCUUAUUGCUCGAUUGAUGCUGCAAUGUCAAUGGAUGUCGACGACAUCGAUCCACUCAAGGUUUCCGGUGAAGGAUUGAUGGCUCUAGACAUCAACAAGCUCACCGAUGUCGAUUUCUUCAACUUUUUCUCUGAUGAUUUCGACGAUGUCGAUAUCAAUUAA